This is a messenger RNA of Penicillium roqueforti, 1242 nucleotides long. Its product is annotated as aromatic ring-hydroxylating oxygenase subunit alpha. Bases 1 to 1242 code for a protein of 413 amino acids. NCBI's taxonomy places the organism in Eukaryota, Fungi, Ascomycota, Eurotiomycetes, Eurotiales, Aspergillaceae. The record is from RefSeq and is a predicted model, not a curated record. Gene Ontology annotation, molecular function: 2 iron, 2 sulfur cluster binding; iron ion binding. The transcript has 2 exons.
AUGGCUUCAAUGUUCAACUAUUUCGGCUUCAAUGCCACUGCCCCCAAGGAAGAAACAAAAGCUUCAGCCGUUCGUGCCUUGCCUGCAUCAUGGUACACUUCACCAGAGAUGUACGAACUAGAGCGCCGAGCCAUAUUCUCGAAGAGAUGGCUCUUCAUCACCCACAGCAUGCGGUUGAAGAACACCGGAGACUGGCUCCGCUACGAGCUUGCAGGCUUCGACUUCAUCAUCACUCGCGACCGACAGGGUAACAUCAACGCAUUCCACAACGUGUGCAGACACCGUGCGUACCCGGUCGUUGAGAAAGAGGGAUCUGGGAACUCGCAAAUCCUCGCUUGCCGAUACCACGGCUGGUCCUACGGACUGAAUGGCAAACUCGCCAAGGCUACGAAAUACCAAGAGCUGAGCAACUUCGAUAAGGAGCAGAACGGUCUCUUCAGAAUCCAUCUGAAGGUCGACGUCAACGGCUUCAUCUGGGUCAACAUGGAUGCGAAUGAAGUCCCGGAAGUGUCAUGGGAAGACCAUUUCCGAGACGUCGACAAGCAAGAACGCUACAAAGCCUAUAACUUCGAUGACUACGAUCUCGAUCACACUUAUGCGCUCGAGGGCGACUAUAACUGGAAGAUUCUGGCGGAUAACUUCAACGAAUGUUACCACUGCCCUACAACACACGCCGAUAUUCCUGAGUUCCUUAACCUGGAAUCUUUCGACAGUGAUCUCAAAGAUGGACAUAUCCAACACCACUGCGAAUCUACACCAGAGCAAAUCGAGAAGGGCCUUUACACGGCCAGUACUUACUACUUCCCCAUGUCUGCCAUGGUUGUCUCGCCGCACUUCAUCAUGAUACAGAAAUUCCUCCCCUCAAGCCCGAAAAACUCCAAGAUGGACUACGAGAUCUACCGGAACCGGAACUCCUCUGAGACAGACUUCAAGCUUAUCAGUGAGAUGUACGCGCGCGUCAUGGGAGAAGACAAAGUCCUCUGCAACAACGCACAGAAGAACCUCGACCGGAAUGUCUUUACGAGCGGCGAGCUUCACCCUAAGUACGAGAAGGCCCCGCUGUUCUUCCAGAGCACAGUCCGCGAUGUCAUCACGGAGCACUUUGAGCGUGAGAAAUCCGCGGGCCGGGAGAUCUGGCCGGCGAAACCGAAAGUGUCAUGCAAUGCAGAUGUCAGCGAGAAGGAUGAGCAGAUCUGUGCGGCCCUGGCCUGUGGAGCUCAGAAAGAGGUUUUAGCUUGGUGA